Messenger RNA from Aspergillus japonicus CBS 114.51, 1128 nucleotides. RefSeq names its product WD repeat-containing protein. Gene Ontology annotation, cellular component: THO complex part of transcription export complex. The coding region runs from base 1 to 1128 and encodes 375 amino acids. Lineage: Eukaryota; Fungi; Ascomycota; Eurotiomycetes; Eurotiales; Aspergillaceae. The record is from RefSeq and is a predicted model, not a curated record. The transcript is spliced from 3 exons. Gene Ontology annotation, biological process: mRNA export from nucleus. Gene Ontology annotation, molecular function: protein binding.
AUGGCGCCCCCUCCUCCCCGCCGGAACCUCCUCCCCAAAGACCGAUUUGCCUUCAACUUUGGGAGUCUAAAGACUCAGAAUUACCAUGAUCCUGUUGCGCGUGGACCGGGAUCUCACACUAUCCGAACAAUCGCCUGGAACCCCACGGGCCAGCUAGUUGCAACUGGGUCCGCCGACCGCACCCUCCGAAUCUGGAACCCUGAGCGCUCGCAAGUCAAAUACUCCACCGAAUUGCGCGGCCACACGGCCGGUAUCGAGAAGGUCGUCUUCAACCCCACGCGGGACUCGGAGCUAGCCAGCUGCUCGACGGACGGCACGGUGCGGUUCUGGGAUGUGCGGUCCAAGACGUGCGUGAGCCGGCUGGACGUGGGCACGGAGGCGUUCACGCUGUCCUGGUCUGCGGAUGGCAGCACCCUCAUCGUGGGGAGAAAGGACGACACCCUCAUCCCCAUCUCCAUUGAAUCCCUCUCCACGCCGACGCCCACGACCACCCUCCUCACCGACAAACCCCCCACAGCCGCAGCAGCAACAACAACCCCUGCAACAAGCAUCUACCGAGCCCUCGAACCCCACCAACAACCCGUGCAGACCAACGCAACGACCUUCUCGCACCACAUCGCCACCGCCGCCGCGCCGGACCUGCACCUCUUCGCCACGACGGGCGAGGGCACGGUCAAGAUCCUGUCGUACCCGAGCUUCUCCCUGCUGCACACGCUGCAAGCGCACACCUCGGCGUGCCUGUCCAUCGCGCUGGCGCCGACGGGCCGCUACCUGGCCGUCGGCGGCAGCGACGCCCUGAUCUCGCUGUGGGACACCACCGACUGGAUCUGCCGCCGCACCGUCUCCAGCAGCAACGGUGGCGCCGUGCGCGGCGUCAGCUGGAGCUUCGACGGCCGCUUCCUCGUCGGCGCCUGCGACGAGGUCGGCUGCGGCGGCAACGGCCUCGAGGUCUUCCACGCCGAGACCGGCGAGUCCGUCUACACCGUCCCCGUCGGCGGCAACGCCAACUCCGGCAUCCCCGCCGUCGCCUGGCAUCCCUCGCGGUACUGGCUGGCAUACUCCACCACCGCCGAUGGGAGUGGCCAUGGUGGGUUGAGGAUCGUCGGCGCGGCGGGCGGGAAUUUGUAG